AUGACAAGAGCAGAUGACAAAAAAAAUGUCCAGUCGAAUGAAUUACCCAUCGAAAUUUGUGGUCAAAUUCUUUCAUUCCUUCCCAUUCUUCCGUGGUUCUUCAAGGCCUGUCGUGUAUGUAAAGCAUGGAAGGAACAAGUGGAACGAUUAUUAACGUCUUACGAAAAAGAAUUGGACCGAUAUCAUUUUCAUUUACAUUUUGGAUAUGUGGAUGCAUCAAAAUUUGCAUUUCAUGUCUCGGAAUGGUACAAUUAA
Naegleria fowleri is the source of this 255-nucleotide messenger RNA. RefSeq lists its product as uncharacterized. The coding region runs from base 1 to 255 and encodes 84 amino acids. NCBI's taxonomy places the organism in Eukaryota, Heterolobosea, Eutetramitea, Acrasida, Naegleriidae. Gene Ontology annotation, molecular function: protein binding. The transcript is spliced from 2 exons. The record is from RefSeq and is a predicted model, not a curated record.